ACCAUCAAGAUUAGCCAUAGUUAAAUGUGCAGCACACAAAAAAGAUGGUACUUUUGUUAGUGACGGAAAUGAAGCAGCAGAUGAAGCAGCAAAGAAAGCAGCAGUAAACCAAAUAAAUAUGAUGCCAGAGACAGCAGCACAGCCAGAACCUAAUCCGCAGGGAGAUAAUGAACCAAGCUCUCCAGAAUCGAGCAUUAGUCCUGAUGAAGAACAGAGGGCAAGUCCAGAGCCAGAGGAAAGAUUAUUACUUAUACCUGAAGACUAUGCGCCCCCUACACCAGACUUAACCUCACUAGCGAACAUGCAGGCAGCAGCAUCAGGAGAAGAGAUUCGUAAAUGGCUCGCAAGAGGAGCAACAAAAAAUAAUGAUACUAAUGUUUGGCGAAGUGCAGAUGGGCGUUUUGUAGCUCCACAAAAUUUUCUUUUAACCCUGAUAAGACAAGUUCAUGGUAACGAUCACGUAGCAAAAGGGGAAGUGAUAAGGAGAAUCCAAAAGGAAUGGUGGUCGCCUUAUCUAGGUCCUAUGGUUCAUCGAACAUUAUCGCAGUUUUGUGACAUCUGUGCUAGAUUUAACGUUAGAAAACACUUUACAUCACCGAUAGGACACAUCCCAGAGCCAGAUGGGCCGUUCAGGCAUAUAAUGUUUGAUUAUGUGGACAUGGGGGAACCUAGGAUACAAGGAAAACGAUAUAUCUUAGUGGUAGAAGACAGAUUUAGCAGAUGGGUAGAAGCUGUGGCAACAGCUAAGGAAGAUGCAACGGCAGUAGCAAAAUUCUUAUGUAGAGAGGUGAUACCAAGAUUUGGAAUUCCAGACACAAUCAGUUCAGACAAUGGAAAACACUUCACAAAUAAGAUAGUACAGAAAAUUACUCAGUGGUUAAAAAUCAAGCACAGAUUCGGAUGUGUUUAUCACCCCCAAUCUCAGGGGAUGGUAGAAAGAGCAAAUGGAGUUCUAAAAAUGAAAUUGGCUAAAAUAUGUGCAGAGACAGGCAUGAACUGGUUUCAAGCUUUGCCAUUAGCCUUAAUGGGCAUGAGAUCGCAAACUAACCGUAACACGCAUCUAACUCCGCAUGAAAUGCUUACUGGCAGACCUAUGCUUACUUCCUUUACUCGCGGGCCCUAUAAAGGCCCCACACUUGAACAACUGCAAAGUGAACUCGAUCAUUAUGUGAAACACUUAUCUGAAAUACACAAAGCUAUUUUCCAACAGGUUAAGGGAGCAACAAUACACGAUAACACCAGACAGAGAGCAGCUGAUCAAGCUGAGGACGCUGAGGCAGAGGACGAGAGAACUGUACUGCCUGGUGACUGGGUAUUCAUCCGAGUGUUCAAAAGAAAGUGGGAUCAAGCUAGAAGGGAAGGACCAUACAAGGUGGUGUUGGCAACUCCAACUGCUGUGAAAGUUAAAGAAUGGAACCGGUACCUGACCCAAGGUGGAUAGUUUCCUGUUCAGUCUGCUGUGGUGCAUGGAAAGAGGUUAUGGAAAAGACUCCAACGAAAAGAUGGGCGGAAUUGAGACAUGACCUGGUUGACUGGCAUCCGCAGCACCCAAUAGGGACCAAGGAGUUCAUCACCAUGGCUAACGUCUUGACAAAGGACUUCAAAUGGAUUAAGGCAAAGACACAGGAAGCCUUCGACCUGGACGUAAGCAGAGGACUUCGUCUGGAAACAACUACAUAUCAGCUUGGGAGACAUCUGAAGCUAGGCGUUUAUAGAGGUAUUGGGAUUGAAGAAGAGUGGGCUGGAUAUGAUAUCUGUGGAGUAGUUGAAUUUGACGAUGUUUACAUGGCAGCAACUAAGACCAUAGCUAAAGUGAUGUUGGGGGAUGACAUUUUAUGGACG
This is a messenger RNA of Clarias gariepinus (North African catfish), 1842 nucleotides long. RefSeq lists its product as uncharacterized. Gene Ontology annotation, biological process: DNA integration. The coding region runs from base 119 to 1441 and encodes 440 amino acids. Gene Ontology annotation, molecular function: nucleic acid binding. Lineage: Eukaryota; Metazoa; Chordata; Actinopteri; Siluriformes; Clariidae. The transcript is spliced from 2 exons. The record is from RefSeq and is a predicted model, not a curated record.